CCACGCGCGGCACGACAAUUGAUGGCGGAGACACUCUUGACGUGGCAAAAACUUCUUCACCUUCUACUUUCUCUCUCUCUCUCUCUCUCCUAUCCGUCAUCGGUUGUUCCAUUUAAUUUCCCAACCAUUUCCACUGCUUCUUCUGCGGGUGACCAUUCUUUUCGCCUCUCCGGCAAUGGCCAAGCUCCUCCUCCUUUACUCAUCCCCUCAUUUCACCCUCGCCGGUCGCCGAACCUUCACUUCCCUUCUCCUCUCCAAACCUCACGACUCCCUCUCUCUUCCGCAGUCAGCCAUCCGUCGCCGCCGAUUGACUGUCCCGUCCAGUCCUCACUCACCAUUGGAUUAUGGAUUUCGCCGCGGGAACUUGUCUGUUAACGCAUUUGAUUCCUCAGACGAGACCAAAACAGGAGAAAAGGGGAAGGAUGAUGAUAAAGAGAAGACAGAAGAAGCUGAGGAGUCUAAAACUGCAACGGCUAAGAAAACCAAUGUCGAUUACCCUCGGGGGGAUUUCGAGUUUCGGGAGAUUGGGGCUUGGACUCGAUUUCUCGUUAAGCUACGGAUGCUAAUUGCUUAUCCUUGGGAGCGAGUCCGCAAGGGCAGUGUCCUGACUAUGAAAUUGCGUGGCCAGGUAUCUGAUCAGCUAAAGAGCCGUUUCUCGUCAGGGCUAUCUCUGCCUCAGAUUUGUGAGAAUUUUGUAAAAGCUUCUUAUGAUCCUCGCAUUUCUGGUAUUUAUCUACAUAUAGACUCCCUAGCUUGCGGGUGGGGUAAAGUUGAAGAAAUACGGAGGCAUAUAUUGGAUUUCAAGAAAUCAGGUAAGGUCAUAGUUGCCUACACCCCUACUUGCAGGGAGAAGGAGUAUUAUCUUGCUUGUGCUUGUUCGGAGAUAUAUGCCCCUCCAAGUGCAUAUUUCUCGUUAUAUGGCUUGACUAUUCAAGCAUCCUUUCUCGGAGGUCUUUUUGAGAAGGUGGGAAUUCAGCCCGAAGUUCAGAGGAUUGGUAAAUACAAGAGUGCUGGUGAUCAACUAACUCGGAAAACCAUGUCGGAGGAAAAUUGUGAGAUGCUGACUGCAUUGCUCGAUGACAUAUAUGGGAAUUGGUUGGAGAAAGUUUCUUCUGAAACAGGAAAGAAAAGAGAAGAUUUGGAGAACUUCAUUAAUGAAGGAGUAUACAAAGUUGAGAGGCUGAAAGAUGAAGGCUUAAUAACGGGCAUACUCUAUGACGAUGAGGUUGAUUUGUAGCUGCUUUAUGCUUGAAUCAGAUGUAUCAGCUGCUGGACAGUGGACACUCUGAAUAUUUACACGCAAUUGUUAUCCCAAAAGUUGAAAAACGAGGAGAGGAUUGCAAAUCUGAACCAUUGCCUAAUUAUUUACUGAAUAAUACGGGAACUGUUUCCGGUCACACCACUUUUGAUCUGAACUUCUCUAUCUUGUAUUUGGGGAUUGAUGCUAAACCAUACAGGUCAUAUCACUGUUGAAAGAGAAACUUGGAGUUCAGAAGGAGAAAGUUCUUCCUAUGGUUGAUUACAGGAGGUAUUCUCGAGUUAGGAACUGGACCCUUGGUUUAGUUGGUGGAAAAGACCUAAUAGCUGUGCUCCGAGCAUCUGGGAGCAUCAGUCGUGUUCGGGGUCCAUUAAGUUUACCUGGUUCUGGAAUCAUUGGGGAGCAAUUUAUUGAGAAGCUUCGUUCGGUGAGAGAAUCUAAAAGAUAUAAAGCUGCUAUCAUCAGAAUUGACAGUCCUGGAGGUGAUGCUCUUGCUUCGGAUUUAAUGUGGAGGGAAAUCCGACUUUUGGCUGCUUCAAAACCCGUAAUUGCUUCAAUGGCUGACGUUGCAGCAAGUGGAGGGUACUAUAUGGCUAUGGCAACAGAUGUCAUUGUUGCUGAAAAUUUGACAUUGACCGGUUCAAUUGGAGUGGUUACAGGAAAGUUCAACUUGGGGAAACUUUAUGAAAAAAUCGGGUUUAACAAGGAGAUAAUAUCCAGGGGCCGAUAUGCAGAACUUCUUGCAGCUGAACAGCGGCCUUUCAGGGCAGAUGAAGCAGAACUAUUUGAAAGAUCCGCUCAAAAUGCAUAUCAGCAAUUUCGUGACAAGGCAGCAUUUUCAAGAUCGAUGGAUGUGGAUGAGAUGGAAAGCGUAGCACAAGGGAGAGUAUGGACUGGUAUACAAGCAGCAUCACACGGUCUAGUGGAUGCAACUGGUGGUCUUUCACGAGCUAUCGCUAUUGCCAAACUGAAAGCCAAUAUACCUCAAGAUAAACCAGUAACCCUUGUUGAGAUGUCGAGGCCAUCUCCCACGCUACCAGAACUUUUGAGCGGGAUCGGCAGUUCUAUAGCUGGGGUCGACACAACUCUAAAAGACCUUCUGCAGGAGCUGACGGUUUCCGAAGGAGUUCAAGCCCGGAUGGAUGGAAUAAUGUUCCAGAGACUGGAAGGUGGAGCUCCAUACGCCAACCCCUUUAUUAAUCUGAUAAAAGAUUACCUAGGUUCCAUAUGACACCCCAAAUGUGGAAUAUAUUGUAUCCUUGGUUUGCCAGGUUAGUUAGUUCGAUUGUAUUCAAUUAUAGUUUUUACCCGUAGAAAAAGUAGCUCUUGGAAAUAACUUAAACUGCUAUGAGAUUGUCUUGCUAGGUGUGGAUGGGGAUAGAGUUUGGGAAAAAAGAUGGAAGAGAUAUUCAAUAUUUGGGUAAAUACAAUAGCCAAAUCUUUGAAACGAACUAAUAGUUAGACUUGUCAAAAACAAAAUAAUAGACAAAUCAUUAAAUUUUCACACCGUUGGUUGAUU
Linum tenue is the source of this 2777-nucleotide messenger RNA. Lineage: Eukaryota; Viridiplantae; Streptophyta; Magnoliopsida; Malpighiales; Linaceae. The record is from the annotation of a GenBank genome assembly.